UCCCAGCACUUUCUUAGUCGAAUUUCGCAGCUUGUCAAAAGUUGGGAUUUCCAGGAAUGUCACUUUACAAAUGGUAGUAGGAGAUAAAGUGAUUUUAGUUCAAAUGGAGCAGUAUGAAAUUCUAGAACAGAUUGGCAAAGGUGCGUUUGGUUCUGCUCUGCUAGUGAGGCACAAGCUCGAAAAGAAAAAGUAUGUCCUCAAGAAGAUCCGCCUUGCUCGCCAAACUGACAGAAGCCGUAGGUCCGCCUACCAGGAGAUGGAGCUUAUAUCUAAAGUUCGAAAUCCAUUUAUUGUGGAGUAUAAAGAUUCCUGGGUAGAAAAGGGUUGUUUUGUAUGUAUCGUCAUCAGCUAUUGUGAAGGAGGAGAUAUGGCUGAAGCUAUAAAGAAGGCUAAUGGUGUUUACUUUCCUGAAGAGAAGCUUUGUCAGUGGCUUGUGCAAUUGCUGAUGGCACUUGAAUACUUGCAUGCAAAUCAUAUUCUUCAUCGUGAUGUCAAGUGUUCAAAUAUAUUCUUGACGAAAGAUCGAGAUAUACGUCUAGGUGACUUUGGUCUAGCUAAAAUGAUGACAUCUGAUGAUCUUGCUUCCUCAGUUGUUGGGACUCCAAGUUAUAUGUGCCCGGAGCUUCUUGCUGAUCUACCAUAUGGCUCUAAGUCAGAUAUCUGGUCUUUGGGAUGCUGUAUUCAUGAAAUGGCUGCUCACAAGCCCACUUUUAAAGCUUUUGAUAUUCAAGCAUUGAUUAUGAAAAUAAACAAGUCUAUAGUAGUUCCACUGCCAACUAUGUAUUCUGGUGCCUUCCGACGGCUUGUCAAAAGUAUGCUGCGAAAAAAUCCAGAGCUUAGGCCAACUGCUGCAGAGUUACUAAAUCAUCCACAUCUUCAGCCAUACAUACAUAAAAUUCACCUAAAAUUAAGUAACCCCAGAAGUACACUUCCGUUCCAAUGGCCUGAGUCAAACUAUGUACGGAGAACUCGGUUUAUAGAGCCAGAAUCUAUUUCUACUCUUUCUGAUCAAGAUAAACGCUUGUCAUUAAGCAAUGACAGGGCCUUGAAUCCUAGUAUUUCUGGAACUGAACAAGGUUCUCAGUGUUCUACUCAAAGAGCACAUGGAUUAUCCACUUGUUCAAAAGAGAAGCUCUACGAACAAUCCUUUGCCUGUGUCUUUGACGAAUGCAAUACUAGCAAAUCGAAAGCCACAAAGUCCUCAACUGUUAAGAGAACACCAAGAUUAAGAGCAGCUAAGGAUUCUGCUACUGCGAGAAGGCACACAAUGGCACCAACAAAAAUAUCCAGAACUAGUUCAAAGCAUGAUUCACUUCCAGCGUCUAAUGCACCAUCUGUAAAGUUUUCCCCACCAACUCAUAGAGCAUCACUUCCACUUCCUAAAACAGCCACGGCCACAGCAAGCUUUUACACCAAUGUUGGUCUCCUUCGAAAUGUGCACUCUCCAGAUGUUUCUGUUAAUGCACCACGAUUUGACAAGAUUGAAGAAUUCUCAAUGGCCUCUUGUGAUGAUUUGGCACAGUGCUCUUCUAGCUCAGCAGGGAGUGCUGAUUGCACAAUCACAAAGGACAAGUGUACAAUCCAGGUGGACAAAUUGCAUCAGCGUCGAUUUGACACCUCAUCAUACCAGCAACGUGCGGAGGCAUUGGAGGGGUUGUUGGAGUUCAGUGCCCGGCUACUACAGCAACAGAGGUUUGAAGAGCUUGGGGUGUUGCUGAAGCCAUUUGGUCCUGAGAAGGUUUCUUCAAGGGAAAUAGCUAUUUGGUUGACCAAGAGCUUUAAAGAAACACUGGUCUAAGUUUUUCUCAUGCACUUAAUAUAGUCAUUAGUAUAUUAAUAAUUGUAUAUUUGGGAACAGAAUUUGAAGUGUGGCUUUUAUUAUUGGCAUUGGCAUUUUCCAUGA
Messenger RNA from Gastrolobium bilobum, 1903 nucleotides. RefSeq names its product serine/threonine-protein kinase Nek4-like. The transcript has 16 exons. Lineage: Eukaryota; Viridiplantae; Streptophyta; Magnoliopsida; Fabales; Fabaceae. Bases 71 to 1798 code for a protein of 575 amino acids. Gene Ontology annotation, molecular function: protein kinase activity; ATP binding. Gene Ontology annotation, biological process: protein phosphorylation. The record is from RefSeq and is a predicted model, not a curated record.